Molecule: messenger RNA, 612 nt
Organism: Tetrapisispora phaffii CBS 4417
Lineage: Eukaryota; Fungi; Ascomycota; Saccharomycetes; Saccharomycetales; Saccharomycetaceae
Gene: GPI15
Product: phosphatidylinositol N-acetylglucosaminyltransferase GPI15
Exons: 1
Coding region: 1-612 (203 amino acids)
Biological process (GO): GPI anchor biosynthetic process
Cellular component (GO): glycosylphosphatidylinositol-N-acetylglucosaminyltransferase (GPI-GnT) complex
Source: RefSeq, a predicted model, not a curated record
AUGGAUACUGAUAUGAUAGAUAAUAUGAAAGUAAAGGAAACUAAUCAAGCAGAACUUACAACUAUUGAGAGAAAAAAUUACACUCUUUAUGUUUCAAAAUUCAAGAGUGGACGAUGUUUACAGUUUCUAAUAUUACCAAAGAAUUACCAUUUAAAACUACUUAUCAAUAAUGUUGUAAUAAUUUUGAUAACAUAUCUAUCAUACAUCUGUUUAAAAAAUAAUUAUAAACAACUAAGUCAUAUUACACUAUUGAUCGGAACAUUCUGCGUUUUUGCUUUGAGUAAUAUCGUCAGUACCCCACCAGAAGUAAAUUCAUUUAUGGUCCUUAAAAAUUAUGGGAUUCAAGUUUCAUCAGUUAAAGGUAUUAAUAUCUUUCCAUACAAGUUAAAUGAAAAGUAUUUCAAAAAAAAUGAAUUUUAUUCUGAGAAUACAAUAGUUGAUAUAAUAAUUAAUGAAGGUUUUAAAAAAGGAUUUCAAGUAGUUUUUUAUCUUGCGUUAAUUAUAAGAGGAGCAAAGAAUUUAACAUUAUUACUUCAUGUAUGUAUCCUCCGGUACUUAAUAUUGCUGCUUCGUUUAAGCAUUAUACUAACAUUUAUAAUGAUUUCUAAUUGA